Messenger RNA from Pseudocercospora fijiensis CIRAD86, 952 nucleotides. RefSeq lists its product as uncharacterized. Gene Ontology annotation, cellular component: nucleus. Gene Ontology annotation, biological process: positive regulation of transcription by RNA polymerase II; intracellular copper ion homeostasis; intracellular iron ion homeostasis. The transcript has 3 exons. The record is from RefSeq and is a predicted model, not a curated record. Gene Ontology annotation, molecular function: RNA polymerase II cis-regulatory region sequence-specific DNA binding; DNA-binding transcription factor activity, RNA polymerase II-specific; copper ion binding. Lineage: Eukaryota; Fungi; Ascomycota; Dothideomycetes; Mycosphaerellales; Mycosphaerellaceae. The annotation marks the transcript as partial.
CCACUGUACGGCCACCUCGUCGUGAGGUGCGCCAGGCCUCUGAACGCGACACGCCACACGACACCCGACACCCUUCCGCCGCCGCCCAGUGGUGAGCGCGUACAGACGACGAACGGCGGUCCUUCAUCGCAGCACCGCACAGCACAGCACAGCACAGCACAGAACAGAGGAGUUCCGGAUGGACGAUUCCUAGAGAUACCCACGAGAGCAUUUCCCAUGACCGCGCACCCGCAUUCUGUCUAGUAUUCAUUCUAUUGCAUUUCUGCCCCUUGUUUCUCCCUUCCAACAAUCGCCCUCGCAAAGCCCGUCGCCGCCGUCGCCGUCGCACGCCGAUUCUUGCAGCAUAAAUCCCUCACCCAACCCACCUUCCGGAAUGGUUGUCAGAGCCGAUGGCACUAAGUGGGCAUGCCAGUCAUGUCUGAAGGGCCACCGAGUGAGUGGCUGCACUCAUACGGACCGUGAACUGACGCUGGUCCCCAAGAAGGGUCGUCCGGUCACCCAAUGCCAGCACUGUCGUCUCGAACGCAAGAAGCGAUCCGCCCACAAUAAGUGCGACUGCGCCGACGAACAAAAGCUGCAUCACUCCAAGGAGAAAUGCAUCCACCUGCGCGAAGCCGAGGAGCGCGCCAGAGCUGGCUUGAGCGAUGCCGACCAUAAUAAGCUGGAGGAAGACUCGAUCCACCUCGCCGCUGUCGCGGAGGAACAAGGCUGCUGCUGCGGACACGGUGGGAAAUGCUCGUGCUCGCUUGUCAAGAAGGAGGCUCAGAAGCAAGGCACUACUCCACCUCACGGGCCUGCUGUCCACAAGCCGCGCCUCGAGACAACCAAGUCGGACGGUUCCAUCACCGUCUUCGCCAACGGUCACCACAAGCCUGUGCACCGCAAGAACCAUGCAGCUCACGAAUGUGGCAUGCCCUACAAGAUGCCCAUGAACAGGUCGCACACCGAGCAC